AUGGCGCUCUGCUCUAUUCGUCUCCGCCGAGCCCUGACACUCUCUUCCUCUCUCAUCAAUCAUCACCGACCCUUCUCCUCAAUCCCUGCAAUCUCCGGAUCACCUUCUCUCUCCUCACUCACUCCCAACUCUCAAAAUCGUCGGCUCGAUCCAUCUCUACCACGCCUCCUCGGCCCUCCAUUUCACUCCAGACCUUUCAUAUCAACCGCCGUCUCUCUCGCACGGCCCAGGUCGUUCGACAACGGCAACAGUGAGAUAGGGCCGGACUCGAUUCUGUUCGAGGGAUGUGAUUACAAUCAUUGGCUCAUUACCAUGGACUUUCCGAAGGACCCAGAACCCACUUCUGAGGUGAAGGUUGAAACCUACGUUCAAACAGCAGCCAAAGUGUUUGGAAGUGUGGAAGAGGCAAAAAAGCGAAUAUAUGCAUGUAGUACAUCCACCUAUCACGGUUUCCAGGUUGAGGCGUCAGAAGAAAUGUCAGAAAAGUUUAGAGGAUUGCCUGGAGUUGUAUUUAUAUUACCAGAUUCCUACAUUGAUCCUGUAAACAAAGAGUAUGGAGGAGACAAGUACAUUAAUGGAACCAUCAUACCGAGACCGCCUCCAGUUCGUUAUGGGAGGCAAUGGGGAAGAUUCAAUGAUCGAAAUAGAGGUUUUGACCGACGGCCAAGUGGUCCAGCACCAAAUCAACAAGGCAAUUCGGCAUAUGACAACCGGGGAUCCAUGCGUGGUGAAACAGGGACCUAUGGGCCACAACGAAAUUUUACGCCACAGCAAAACUAUGUUCCCGCUGGACCAGGAGAAAGAAGAGGGCCUAUGCCACUAAAUAAUGCCCCUGUAGGAAGGGACACUUAUCAGGGGGAUAGAAGAGAUUCAAUGCCUUCAUAUCAGGCCAAUAACAAUCAAGGGGGACAGGGAAACUAUCAUCCGCAAGGGCAAAGGGAUUUUCCACCAGGAAAUCAGGGGGACCAUAUGCCUCCUGAGCAGAGAGAUUUCCGAGGAGACAAUAGGAAUUAUUCACCUUCACAAGGUGGAACUAUUGGGCAGGGAGCGAGUGGCACUCACAUACAAGGAGCUAGUGGACCUUACAUGCAAGGACCAGGCGGAACCCAAGGAGUUGGCGGAUCUCCUGGGCAAGAAAUGGAUGCUGGCUAUGGGCAGAGUUACCCGAGGCAUGGAGGAGAUCAGAGGUUCUCACAGCCGGAGCAAAGGAACCAUGCAGCCAUGGAACAUACAUGGACAGACCAAGUAAGAUAUCUUUUAUUUCAAUUAUUACUUCACAAACCUGGUUAUUCUUACAGUAUUGGUAGUCAGUCAAGAUUCAGCUAA
Messenger RNA from Cornus florida, 1326 nucleotides. RefSeq names its product multiple organellar RNA editing factor 1, mitochondrial-like. The transcript is spliced from 4 exons. The record is from RefSeq and is a predicted model, not a curated record. Bases 1 to 1326 code for a protein of 441 amino acids. Gene Ontology annotation, biological process: mitochondrial mRNA modification; cytidine to uridine editing. Gene Ontology annotation, cellular component: mitochondrion. Lineage: Eukaryota; Viridiplantae; Streptophyta; Magnoliopsida; Cornales; Cornaceae.